GGAUGGUUAGGUGAAAAGUAAAGAAAAGAGAGUUAGGGUUAAAUAAGAAAAAGAUUGGAAGUAGUGAGGGAAGUGGAAGCAGAUGGAGCCAAAGGAUGAUUUUGUGCCCUCGGCCUUUGAAUUCAUUCCUCAGAACGUCCCAGACACAGAGACUAACCGUAACAUGCUAAAAAAUGUGCUUCGAAUCGCCGGAGUUUCUGACCUUGAUUCCCACCCCAGGAAGACCAUUCUUCUCAAAACUCUUCAAUACCACCUCUCCACUCACUCCAUCACCGAAUCGCUUCUCGAAACCCUCGAGUUCCUUGAGGAACUCUUUCGCUGCGAAGCCUCUCCGGUCACCGCUACCAUGACUGCCGCCUACUGUGCCGUGGCGGUGGAAUGCACGACCAAGUAUCUGAAAUUAAAUCCCCACCACCACAAUCCUCUCUACCGCCGUGCCGUGAACAGUAUAUGGCGAGUUAGGAUUGCGAGUAUGAAUAGUUCCGGUUCCAGCGAAGGGAGCCUUCUGCUUUCAGGGGAGUUGGAGCAGUGGAGAAAGGACAUUGAAGCUUCACUUUUGGAUUCAGAAGUAAUGAAAAGGUUGGCCUCCAUAGAUACUAAAAGGGAUGCCAUGGUGAAGCUCAAAGCAUUUUUAGAUGAAGCCUGUACCGAUUUGGACCCUUCGCAUGCCGGGCAUAUUCGAGAGAUAUGAUAAAGACAGGAGUGGAAAAAUUGAUCCUUAAGAACUAAGAGAUGCUUAGUAUGGUAUUAGUUAUGUUGUGCCUGGUUUAGUUUUGCAACUUUUGCUUUCCAAGUAUGGAGGAGGGAUCUACAUUACAUGGAAUAGUGAGGAAAGAAUUACUUUUUGCUUAUUUCUUCACUGGAAAUGUUGAUUUUUGUUCAUACAUUGUAUUCCUCUAUAAAUGUUAACUCUUGUUGAAUUGGAACAAGACUAAAAAACAGUGAAGAUGCAUAUGGUGUUUUGUUG
Messenger RNA from Vigna unguiculata (cowpea), 967 nucleotides. RefSeq lists its product as uncharacterized. Lineage: Eukaryota; Viridiplantae; Streptophyta; Magnoliopsida; Fabales; Fabaceae. The record is from RefSeq and is a predicted model, not a curated record.